Messenger RNA from Suillus plorans, 888 nucleotides. RefSeq lists its product as uncharacterized. The coding region runs from base 349 to 645 and encodes 98 amino acids. The record is from RefSeq and is a predicted model, not a curated record. The transcript has 5 exons. NCBI's taxonomy places the organism in Eukaryota, Fungi, Basidiomycota, Agaricomycetes, Boletales, Suillaceae.
CGUUUCAAAUGUAAUGAUAGGCGACUUUUCCGGUUACGUGCUGUAUAUCAGGGCUCCAGAAAGGUUAUGAUAUUUCUCAUUGUUACCUUCCUGGCUGUCAACAUCGUCUACUGCGCUUUCGCCGCGAUAACAACGAGCCAUAUGUCAGGGGAGGAGCUCAUUCGUUCUUGCACCUAUCUGUGCAAGGUCACCUUGAAGUGGCGAGAUAGUACAUAUCUGUAUACCGCGACUUGAAAACUCACUACCGCAUGGGAGGUCGCCGCACUGUGUCUCACAGCCUGGAUUGCUGUAAAACACUUUCGUGAACUGCGACGGCAUUCGGCAAGAGAUAUCAUCGAGAGCGGUUUAAUGGUAUUAACGAAAUCCCAUGUGGCUUACUUUGCAAGUUUUGUUGUUGCUUCUUGUCUCGAGCUUGGUUAUUUGUCUCCUGCGAUCUCAGCGUCAAACUCAAAUUCCCUAGGACCUCCGAUUUACACUGGCGUUGCCAGUAUUUUUUUGCUCAUGCAAUUAUUUGUGCUGGGAUCACGCCUAGUCCUUGGCAUUCGAGAACAUUACGCUCGAGUCGAGGCUGACUCCUAUGCAGUAACAAACUUGAGUUCGAUUGCUUGCCAGGAGCGUGUGCAUGUGCAAACUAGCAGUGUGUAGCACGAGACGUGCUCAAUUGGAUCAAAAGAUGCGGAGAGCCGGGAGCAGGAGAAUUUGUUUUUAUUUUCUUGUCGUGGUACUUAUUUCAAUGAGAUAUUCUGAAGUAUCUCCAACCACUUACCAAUACCAAACCCUCUUGCAUCCAGAACCAGUAUACAAGCUGAUUACGCUCUUUUCUGUGCACGGUCUCAUAAUGCCAAGUCGAGCUCAUCACCAUGUGAUGGCACUUCUUUUUAGAAAGUC